Molecule: messenger RNA, 1116 nt
Organism: Tremella mesenterica DSM 1558
Lineage: Eukaryota; Fungi; Basidiomycota; Tremellomycetes; Tremellales; Tremellaceae
Exons: 4
Biological process (GO): NAD transmembrane transport
Molecular function (GO): NAD transmembrane transporter activity
Source: RefSeq, a predicted model, not a curated record
CCACAUUCAAAAACAGUACAUCACAUCCCACCUCAAUUUCACUCAAUGGCAGCAGGAGCAGGAGCAGGAUUAGUAUCUUCUUUCGUGACUUGUCCAUUAGACGUGAUUAAAACACGUCUACAAGCUCAACAUUUAUCAAGGGAUGCUGCGGAAUAUGAAGGUGUUAGAGAAACUGUUAAACGUAUUUGGCGUCAAGCUGGUUUGAGAGGUUUUUAUAGAGGUUUAGGACCUACUUUGGGUGGGUAUUUACCUACUUGGGGUAUAUAUUUUACUGUUUAUGAUAUGGUUAAGGAUCGUUUAGGAGGUUGGACAGAGGAUCACGAAAUGGAAGUUGGGACUUGGGUUCAUGUCAUAGCUGCCAUGUCAGCAGGAGCUACAGGAACAAUCAUGACGAAUCCUUUAUGGGUUGUCAAGACUCGUUUUAUGGUGACCGUUCUCCCUCCCUCCGCAGCUAGAUACCGUAACACCCUCGACGCAGUCGUGACCAUUCGUCGUACCGAAGGUCUCGGAGCCUUCUACAAAGGUCUUUUACCAUCUUUACUCGGUAUAUCCCACGUAGCAGUUCAGUUUCCCCUAUACGAAGCCGCAAAAUCAUAUGCCGAUUCACAUUCUAAUCGAAAUGAUUUAACUUCAAAUCCGGAUUAUUCAAAUUUACCUGCUUCGACAAUAUUAGCAUGUUCAGCAUUUUCGAAAAUGGUAGCUUCUUUAGUAACUUAUCCUCAUGAAGUUUUACGUACAAGAUUACAAAUACGAAAAUCUAUUCCUUCCAUUUCUUUAUCUACAUCAUCUGGAGGAGGAGGAGUAAACAAUGUCAGUAAUAUCGUUCGUAUACCUAUUUCAACACCUACACCUUUAUACAGUCCUUUGAUCAGUGCAGUAGGAGGUAAUCCUCCUAUACCUCUUGGACCUGGACCGGAAUAUACCAGAAUAGCUGCACCUAAAGGUAGUAAAUGGGAAAGAAGAGAAGGUGGUGUUAUUGAUACUUUUUUAUCUAUAAAGAAACAAGAUGGUUGGAGAGGUUUUUAUAGAGGUUUAUCAAUAAAUUUAGUUAGGACGGUACCUAAUAGUGCUGUGACUAUGUUAACAUACGAACUCAUCAUGCGAUAUCUAUCAUAA